AUGGCCCAAGAUAGUGACCUGUCAAAGAGCCCCGAUAUGGGCAAAGGGAAGGCAGUCGACAGUGGUCGCAAGGCGGAGGCACAGAAGGACAAGCCUGUGGCCAACGGCAAGAAGGGAGAUGAGAAGAGCGAGUCCUCUGAAGAACUUAGCGAAGAGGACCAGCAGCUCAAGAGCGAGCUGGACAUGCUCGUGGAGCGGUUAACUGAAUCAGAUGCCACGCUCUACAAGCCGGCCCUCGAGGCGAUGAAAACUUUCAUCAAGACAUCGACCUCCUCGAUGACAGCGGUUCCGAAGCCCCUAAAAUUCUUACGGCCGCACUAUGAGACUUUGACAAAGCUGUACGAUCAAUGGCCGGCGGGUGACGACAAAAACUCGCUGGCAGACGUGCUCUCUGUGAUCGGCAUGACAUUUUCGGACGAGGAGCGCCAGGACACCUUGAAGUAUCGCCUACUCCACCCGAAAGGCGACAUUGCCGGUUGGGGCCACGAAUAUGUGCGGCAUCUUGCCCUUGAGAUUGGCGAGGUCUACCAGAAGCGGAUCGCCGCUGAUGAACCAACCCAGGAUCUGGUCGACCUCGCAUUGAUCCUCGUUCCCCUGUUCCUCAAGGCCAACCAGGAGGCGGAUGCUGUCGAUCUCAUGAGCGAACUGGAAAUUAUUGAAGAGCUCCCUCGGUUUAUUGACGAGAACACGUACCGGAGGGCAUGCCUGUACAUGGUGUCCAUGGUCAACUUGCUUACCUACCCCGAGAAUGAGCAGUUCCUGCGGGUCGCGCAUAGCAUUUACAAGACCUACAAGCAGUAUACGCAGGCUAUGGUUCUUGCCAUCAGGCUUAACGACAUCGACCUUAUCUGGUCCGACUUUCAAGAGGCCCCUGACCCCGCGCUCAAGAAGCAACUUGCCUUCCUCAUCGCUCGCCAGAGGAUAUGUCUCGAAAUCCCAAGGGAGACCCCAGAGGAUGAGGAGAUUUUUGAGUGCCUUGGGAACGUGAAGCUGUCGGAGUAUUUCAAAACGCUAGGCAAGGAGCUUAACAUCCUGGAACCCAAGACCACCGAAGACAUUUACAAGAGCCACUUGGAGAACAGCCGUGUUGCGGGCAUGACCAACUUUGACUCUGCUCGGAACAACCUUGCGGCUGCUUUUGUCAACGCCUUCGUGAACGCUGGAUUUGGUAACGAUAAGAUGAUGCUCGUCAACCAGGACAAGGAGAGCUGGGUGUGGAAAACCAAGGAGGAAGGCAUGAUGUCAACUGUGGCAUCCCUUGGUACCCUCUUGUUGUGGGAUAUUGAGAAUGGCCUCGACCAGGUUGAUAAGUACACAUACCUUGAAGAGGAGCAGAUUCAAGCGGGAGCUUAUCUCGCCAUUGGUAUCAUGAACUCUGGUGUUAGGCUGGAUUCUGACCCAGCCAUGGCUCUUCUUGCCGAUAAUGACAAGCUCAACCACAAGAACCCGCUCAUUCGGGUUGCCGCUAUCAUGGGCCUGGGUUUGGCCUAUGCCGGAUCUAACAAGGAUGAGCUUCUUCCAUUCUUGUUGCCCAUCAUUAUCGAUACAUCCCAGGAGAUGCGGGUCUCUGCCAUGGCGGCUCUUGCUUGCGGUAUCAUAUUCGUCGGCUCCUCGCACCCGGAGGUUAGCGAGGCCAUCAUUACUACCCUGCUGGAUGAUGAUCGCAAGAGCCAGCUGACUGACAAGUGGACUCGAUUCUUGGCGCUUGGUCUGGGCCUGCUCUUCUUUGGCCGUCAGGAGGAAGUUGAGGUCAUCCUCGAGACUUUGAAAGCGGUGGAGCAUCCCAUGGCCAAGCCAACGUCAGUUCUUGCCUCGAUCUGCGCCUGGGCCGGCACCGGCGCCGUUCUUAAGAUUCAGGAGCUCCUGCAUCUUUGCAAUGAGCAUAUGGAAGAGUCAGAUGAGAAGAAGGGCGAUGAGUUGCUUCAGGCUUAUGCCGUGCUCGGCAUCGGUCUGGUCGCCAUGGGCGAAGACAUUGGCCAGGACAUGGUUCUCCGCCAUUUCGGUCACCUCAUGCAUUACGGCGAGGCCAAUAUUCGGCGAGCUGUGCCGCUAGCAAUGGGUCUUGUUAGCCCUAGCAACCCUCAAAUGAAGGUAUACGACACGCUGUCGCGGUACAGCCAUGAUAACGACAACGAUGUCGCUCUGAAUGCCAUCUUCGCCAUGGGUCUUCUGGGCGCUGGCACUAAUAAUGCCAGAUUGGCACAGCUGCUGCGUCAACUUGCCAGUUACUACGCUCGUGACCAGGAGUCGCUCUUCAUGGUCCGCAUCGCUCAAGGCCUCCUACACAUGGGCAAAGGCACCAUGUCCAUUAGCCCCUUCCACACCGACCGCCAAAUUCUGUCACGUGUCUCUGCCGCUGGCCUGCUGACUGUACUCAUCGCCAUGAUCGAUGCCAAGCAGUUUAUCACGUCCAAGUCGCAUUGGCUGCUCUACUUCCUCAUUACAGCCAUGCACCCGCGGUUCCUCAUUACCCUCGACGAGAACCUCAAGCCGGUUACUGUCAAUGUGCGUGUUGGCCAAGCUGUCGAUGUCGUCGGCCAGGCAGGUCGGCCCAAGACUAUUACUGGCUGGCAGACACAGAGCACCCCGGUACUGCUUGCGUAUGGCGAGCGUGCUGAGCUCGAGGAUGAUGAGUACAUCAGCUUGAGCAACACCCUUGAAGGCCUGGUUAUUCUCCGCAAGAAUCCGGAAUGGGAUGGUGGUAGAUAG
Molecule: messenger RNA, 2709 nt
Organism: Thermochaetoides thermophila DSM 1495
Lineage: Eukaryota; Fungi; Ascomycota; Sordariomycetes; Sordariales; Chaetomiaceae
Product: 26S proteasome regulatory subunit rpn1-like protein
Exons: 4
Coding region: 1-2709 (902 amino acids)
Biological process (GO): regulation of protein catabolic process; proteasome-mediated ubiquitin-dependent protein catabolic process
Cellular component (GO): proteasome regulatory particle, base subcomplex; nucleus; proteasome complex
Molecular function (GO): enzyme regulator activity
Source: RefSeq, a predicted model, not a curated record